AUAGCAGAAUGAGCCGGUUUAGUUGUAUGUGAUUUCUAAUAUUUACAGAAUCAGUAUCGUCUGUUAAAGGUCAUAAAUACUUACUUUUGAAACAAUUGGUGAUUUUAUUUAACUUCAAGAGAUUGGGAUAUGGGCAGAUUGCGGCUAAUCUUACAGAGUGAGAUAAGAAUGGUGGUGUCAUGGGUCAGAGAUUACAGACAGUCAGCCAGCCAACAGCAGUCAGUAUGCAGGGGCCGAAUGUGCUGUUAAUUUAGGUUAGCAUAUUUACUUUCUAGAAUGUGGACAAUUAUCAUUUUUCUGUUAGCCUGCCACACUGUGUGUGCGAUUCCAGAACAGAAAAAAGGGUUCCUGUUAACAGUGCCCAGUUCUCUUUUGACUGGCAGCCAGGAGCUGGUUUGUGUCUCUCUUCACAACAACACAGGACGUGUUUACAUAUCUCUCAGUCUCCUGGCCACAUCAGACAAUCAUGUCCUGGCAAGCACCUCCCUCACCAUCGCCUCUGCCGGAUGUGUGGAGCUAACAGUGCCUGACACAGAGGAACGGUUGGCACGACUCGAAGCCCGCCUUCAGUCUCCAGACCCUCAGCUGACUAGUAAUGCUCAGGUGGAAGUCCGCCUGCAGAGGAAUCCAUUGUUAGUACUUGUGUCUACAGACAAGCCUCUGUACAAGGCUGGGCAACAAGUCAACUUCAGGGUGCUCUCUCUUAACCACAAGCUUAAACCUCAUAGCAAACAGAUUCCGAGAAUCUGGAUAGAGACCCCAAGUGGAGUCCAGGUCCAACAGUGGAGGGAGGUGAAGGUCAACCAGCUUGGACUGAUACAGCAACAGUUUACCUUAGAUAAGGAACCUCUUCUGGGGCAGUGGAAAAUUAAGGUUCAACACACAUCUUCAAAGAUCACUGAGACCCGGUUUUUUGUUAAGGAGUAUAUUCCUGCUAAAUUUGAAGUUACUGUUGAUGCUCCUACUGAAAUCUUUCUAGAUUCAGAGAAUGUUUCUUGGCAUAUUUGUGCAAAGUACAGCUAUGGGCAAGUUGUUCAAGGGGAUGCCCACGUUGAAAUCAAACUACAAGGAUCUCGGUCUGUUGAUCAGCCAAGUAUCAACAAUGCAGUCAAACUUAAUCCGUACUCGGGCUGUGUGGUCUUGACAGUGGAAGCUGCAGAGCUAGGCUUGUCUGAUCCCCUGGUGCAGCCAUCGGCAGUCCAGGUGGUGGCCACUGUCACGGAACAGGGUUCUGGCAUCUCCCACACCAGCUCUGUCCUGUCUUCCAUCCAUAUCCAGCGGUUCUCCAUACACUUUCUGUGCUCCCGUUACUACAAGCCUGGCUUGCCCUACACUGGCAAUGUGGUGAUGAAGACUAUGGAGGGACGGCCAAGACCGAUAGUUGGAGAGAAGAUACAGAUAUGUGUGAGAGUGAGACAUCGUGGAGAGUUGGGCAUGAGGUUACUUCAAUGCCACAACUACACAACUGACUUCAGCUCUCAUGUUGUGUUUGCACUUCCUGAAAUUGAUGAUCCUUUUAAUUUGGAGCUGAUCACUAUCAUUGCUUCUGCUAGUGAUUACCCCACCAAACUGUACCCAAGCUCAAAUGAGGUGAUGAUGCUGCAACCUUCAGUCUCUCACAAUGUCAAGCCCUGGUUCUCCCCCAGCCAGUCCUUCCUGGAUGUCUGGACCCGGAACACACUUGCCUGCUUCUCUACAGCCGUCAUCCCUAUCUACUACACUGUACCCUCUACUGCAUCUGAAACUCCAUUAUUCUUCUAUCUGAUAGAAGCCAGAGGUGAUCUCCUCCUGCUGAACUCCACAAUCCCUGAGAAAGAGUCGCUGCUUUACAGUAACGAGGUGGGCUCACUAUCUCUCGCCCAAGUAAGGACCUGGAGCCUGAAGCUACAUGUCACCCCGGAGAUGUCUCCUCUUAGCAGACUCACAGUGUACUACAUCAGGGCAGAUGGGGAAGUGGUGGCUGGUAGUACCAACCUUGUGGUGGAUCGAUGUUUUCAGAACAAGGUACGAGUUAGAUGGGAUGAGCCUCAGAUAGCCCCUGGACAGAAGGCCCACCUCUGUGUCCGAGCCAGUCCUCACUCAGUUUGUGGUGUCUCUGUAGUUGACAGACAGCUCUUGUUCAACUCCUCUCACACCUCUGCUGAUGCUGACCAGGUGUGGGAUCUUGUCAACAAGUUUACCAUUCAAAAACCUCCUCGAGAUCAGAGACUCUAUUGUUCAAAUAAAGAGGAGGAAUCACCACCAAAUUAUGACUUGAGGAGAAAGCGCUCUUUGUAUAUGCUUCCAGUUGAUUAUUCAGACCAUGUAGAUGCUAUUACAGCGUUUGAUGACCAGGGUGUGUCUGUAAUGAGUAACUUUGUCCUGGAAUCAAGACCCUGCAACAAGCCUUUGAUUCCACCUCCAUUCUACCACAGAAGUUGGAGAUACUCGCCAGAUGAGGUUGCUGACCGAUCUCUCUUUAUGGUUGACAACUUGGUGCUAUCAAUAGAGAAAGAGCCUUCAGAAGAUUUGAGUCAGUCAAUUGUCAGAGAUUACUUUCCCGAUACAUGGAUAUGGAGUCUAGUUGGCACAGGGAAGGAGGGGGAGGUGACAAUAGACUCGCCGGCACCUGACACAAUCACCUCCUGGGACUCUCGAGUAGUCUGUGUGUCCGAGAGAGAUGGCCUGGGCAUUUCGACCCCCACAGCGAUCACUGUCUUUAUGCCUUUCUUCCUCCACAUCGAGGCUCCAUACUCGAUCAAGAAGGGAGAGAGUGUUCCAGUCAAAGUAGUUGUUUACAACUACAUGCAUCAUUCAUUACCGGUGGUGUUGAGCUUUCCAGUUAAUGAAGGUCUGUACAUAGCUCACCAAGAGGAUGUGAGGGUUUGUGUGCGGCAACUGUCUCCCUACUCCCACUCUGUGAUAGUCACAGCCCAGAUAUCUGGCAAUGUCAACCUCACUGUCCAGGCUCGGGUGGAGCCAUUGGCAGGCUGUAGUCCUUCUGACAUCCCUGCUAGAAGUGAUACUGUGGUCAAGUCACUGUUGGUGAGAAAUGAGGGAUAUUUGCAACAAAAAAGUCAUUCUGCCUUUAUAUGCCCAUCAGUUGAUUCAGAUCCCUCAAUAUCAUGGGAGUUGGAGCUGCCUCAAGUGAACAAUUUAGUAGAAGCAUCAGCUCAGCUUAAGUUCACUGUGGUGGCUGACUUGUUUGGACCUGCUCUUGAGAACUUGGACAGUCUGGUACUGCUGCCAAUGGGGUGUGGAGAGCAGAACUUGGCUCGACUAGCUCCCAACCUGUAUGUACUCCGAUACAUAGAUGCGUCAGGGCAAGUCAAUCAGCAACUAAGGGCUACUGCAUUGAAAAAUAUACAAAAAGGUUACCAAAGGCAACUGACCUUUCAGCGUAGUGAUGGUUCAUUUUCUGCGUUUGGCGACAGUGACGAGAGUGGGUCUCUGUGGCUGACAGCAGCUGUGUUGAAAAUCCUCGGAGAGGCUAGGUCUGUUAUAGAUGUGGAUCAGGAUCUGCUGCAAGACAGUGUCAAAUGGAUAACUCAAAGACAACUGGAGAAUGGUUGCUUUCCCAUCAUCGGCCAGGUGUUCCACACUGAUAUUGAGGAGGAAGAUGGGUCCACACUAACUCUGUCAGCUCUAGUACUUGCCAACCUGGCUUCUUCAGGUUUGGUACUGCCUCCAGCGCUGCGGACAAACGCGGAGUUCUGUCUUGCUUCUGCUAUUAGCUCUACCAAACCUUACACAUUGGCACUUGCCACACUGGCUCUGGCACGCUUGGACUUGCGGCAGAAGGCAGAGCAGGCUCUACAGUCACUACUUAGUCUGGCUGUCUACAGCAGUGAUGUGGUCUACUGGGGAACACCAGACUCUUCAAUUUCUCACAACAUAGUAACUACAAGCUACGCAGUGCUGUGUCUUGUGGAGAUGGAAACUCCACAGAAUUUAAUAACUGCCCAGAAAGCUGUCCGAUGGAUUGCUACUCACCGUAAUGAAAAUGGUGGAUUUAUUUCAACACAGGACACAGUUGUAGCAUUGGAGGCACUAUCGAAGUACAUGAGUUCAUUGCCUCAAGUGAAUCAGACGGAAUUGAUGGUUGUAGUGACUGGCUUUAGAGAAUUUCUAUCUAAAACAUUCUACAUAAACAAUAACAACAGGUUAAUCCAACAACAGCUCGUCACCAGUGACAUACCGAGACGUCUGACAGCCACCGUGAUGGGCAAGGGCUGUGCUUCUGUACAGAGUGUACUGAAGUACCACGUACUGAGGCCAAAUCCGGGCAGCCAGUUGGAGUUGCAGGUGUCAACUGCUCCUGUUUCCACUGUAGACCCUUGUAGUGUACGGGAGCUGCAACUGUGUGUCCACGCAGAUACGAACACAGUCACUCACAUGGCUCUCCUCUCUGUUCUCAUGGUCACUGGCUUUACUCCUGAUCAAGUGCAACUCAGGAAGAUCUCUCAUCCACAGAUAAAGAAGUGGGAGGAAGAGGAUGACCAGAUAACAUUUUACUUGACAGAAGUGAGCAAUCUGCCGAUAUGCUUCACUAUGCUGCUGAACCGUAAGUUCAAAGUGGAAGAUCCACUCCCAGCUGAAGUCACAGUGAUUGACUAUUACCAUCCAGAUGUGUCCAAUUCUAAGAGCUAUUCCAUGGAGUGCAGUUCUGUUACUCCUUUAGAAGAUCCUGAGAUGCUAUCUGAUAGUCCAGUAAACAAUGAUGACAGAUUCAGUAACUUCCACAAUGUAGACUUUGAUCUUCACACUCCGGAAGGAGUGGAAGGUCCACGACCAGUGUAUGCUUGCCCACCAAAUUCAACUCUGCUCAACUGUAAACCUUAGUCUCAAUUUGCUAUUUGUCAUCAUUUGGUUUCUAAAAUACAAAUUAAUGUUUUAUAAUUCCAGAUUAAAAGAAAUUGGAAAGGCGACAUAA
Molecule: messenger RNA, 4912 nt
Organism: Homalodisca vitripennis (glassy-winged sharpshooter)
Lineage: Eukaryota; Metazoa; Arthropoda; Insecta; Hemiptera; Cicadellidae
Product: pregnancy zone protein-like
Exons: 29
Coding region: 277-4821 (1514 amino acids)
Cellular component (GO): extracellular region
Molecular function (GO): endopeptidase inhibitor activity
Source: RefSeq, a predicted model, not a curated record